GAAGAAACAAACAACGGAAGAAGAUGGAAGGAAGAGUCAUGAAAGACGCGGCGGUGGAAGAUAUUGCGACGAGGCUUUCCUCUCUCGACGACCUAUACUUCCCACGCGCCGUCCAAUCAACAGCUGUAUCUUCUGACCAACGUAAAUCCAUCCUCCUAGACCUUCUCCGUCGUGAUCCCGCCGUUUUCCUUGAGCGUUAUGGACCGAAGCUAAGUGUAGACGAAUUACUCGAGUUUGAUGCUUUGAAACAUGACUACGAGGUUAAUUGGCACUUGAAAAGCCUGAGGAAAAAGAUAAGUCCUACUUCAGAGGAGCUGAAAUCGAGAUCUGUAGCUGUGAGGAAUAGGAGACUGGCUUACUUGAACAAGCUUGUAUCAGAAGGACAGUACUUCUCUGAGGAUGCUAUGAGAGAUAGAGAGCCGUAUCUGCACCACGAGUAUGUUGGGAAGUUUCAGGAUUCGAUUGGUAGGAACAUGGCUAGGCCUGGGGAACGUUGGUCAGAGACGUUGAUGAGACGGGCAGAGGAGGCUACGUUGGUUUCUAGGAUUAGGGAGGAGCAGCAGAGGUUAGGUGUUGCGGAGUGUGAUUGGGUUGGUGGUAAUGAGAAGAUGGAGGAGUCAGAAGAUGAAUCUGAAGUUGAAUCAGUGGAAACAGAAGACGAGGAAGAAGGGGAAAAGCAGACAGGAGCUAGCUCAAGCCUUGCAGAGGUUGGUAGAGGAGAGAACAAGCAGGGAACAGUUUUACCGCCAGAGGAGAUGCAAGAGAUGAUGGAACAGUUCACAUCAAUCAUGCAGCAGAAGUUCUUAGCAGGAGAAGAUCAUGAGCAUUUGGAUUACACAAAGAUAGACAAUGACGAGAACCUUGAUGAUCAUUGGCUUCGAGAGGUUGGCCUUGACGCUGAAGAGAAGUACUUUGGUGAUGACUAAUGGACGCAGUCAAAUUUCCUGCUCGUUGAAAGCUUAGGAAAAAGUCCAACCACCAAGACAGUAACAUUUGGGUGUGUGGUUUUGGUUGAGAGAUUGUCUUUCAAAUCUCCUUAUGUAUAUAGUCUUUACUGUUUCUUUUUCCGUUGGUUGAUAAUUAUUUUGUUUGAAUUGAGUUAGUGUGUGUAUGUUUUAGUCAAUGUAGAGAUGCAGGCUUGAGAUUCCCAUGAAAACGAAUAUUAUAAAGGCUGAAAGUGUUUUC
Molecule: messenger RNA, 1185 nt
Organism: Eruca vesicaria subsp. sativa (arugula)
Lineage: Eukaryota; Viridiplantae; Streptophyta; Magnoliopsida; Brassicales; Brassicaceae
Source: the annotation of a GenBank genome assembly